UACGAUCGACUCGAAAAUGGGACAGCCCGGUUUCCGUCGUGCCAUAGGGCACAUUUCGUUGGUGGUGGCACUGAUGUGCACAACCUGUUUCCAAGUGGAAGGACUACCUCAUCCGCCAACCACCACGCCGGCACCGAUGAUGGAGAGGAUGGUGGAGCAGGCCUACGACGAUAAGUUCGACAACGUCGAUCUGGACGAGAUCCUUAACCAAGAGCGGCUGUUAAUCAACUACAUAAAGUGCCUGGAGGGCACAGGUCCUUGCACGCCCGAUGCCAAGAUGCUGAAGGAGAUCCUACCCGACGCCAUCCAAACCGAUUGCACCAAGUGCACGGAGAAGCAACGGUAUGGUGCUGAAAAGGUGACCCGUCAUCUCAUCGACAACCGACCCACCGACUGGGAGCGUCUGGAGAAGAUCUACGAUCCCGAGGGAACCUACCGCAUCAAAUACCAGGAGAUGAAGGCCAAAGCCAAUGCGGAGCCUUGAUCAAGUUCUAUUUUAUUUCGUUGUUAACUUUAGUGUUUAUGUUGCUUUAAUUAACGAAUAAACUGCAGAGAAGCUUCAA
This is a messenger RNA of Drosophila erecta, 563 nucleotides long. RefSeq names its product putative odorant-binding protein A10 (gene a10). The transcript has 2 exons. The record is from RefSeq and is a predicted model, not a curated record. NCBI's taxonomy places the organism in Eukaryota, Metazoa, Arthropoda, Insecta, Diptera, Drosophilidae. Bases 17 to 484 code for a protein of 155 amino acids.